AGACCCGCGCUGCGGCCGGGCUCCAGCGCGGGAGGCAGCAGGGUUUUUAUAGCAAUGUUAUCCAUUAAGGUUGAGUGCAUUGUCGAUGAAAACUGCAAGAUUGGCGAAUCCCCUGUCUGGGAAGAAAAGGAAAACUCACUUCUGUAUGUGGAUAUAAAUGGUAAAAAAAUUUCCCGAUGGAAUUCCAUCACCAAGCAAGUGCAAAGUAUUGCUGUGGAUGCUCCUGUUAGCUCAGUUGCCCUUCGAAAAUCUGGGAAUUAUGUCAUUACCCUGGGAACUAGGUUUGCUGCUUUAAAAUGGAAUGACCGGUCAGUAACCACCAUUAUGGAAGUUGACAAGGAUAAACUAAACAACAGAUUCAAUGAUGGGAAAGUGGACCCGGAAGGAAGAUAUUUUGCAGGUACCAUGGCUGAGGAGAUCCGGCCUGCCGUACUAGAGAGACAGCAAGGCUCUCUCUACACACUCUUCCCUGACCAUUCUGUGAUAAAACAGUUUGACCAGGUGGACAUCUCUAAUGGACUGGAUUGGUCACUGGAUCACAAAACUUUCUUCUACAUCGACAGCCUAUCCUACUCUGUGGAUGCCUUUGACUAUGACUUGCAAACAGGAAAAAUCUCCAAUCGCAGAAGCAUAUAUAAGCUGGAAAAAGAAGAAAGCAUCCCAGAUGGAAUGUGUAUUGAUAUAGAAGGCAAACUCUGGGUAGCCUGUUAUGAUGGAGGGAGGGUGAUCCGUCUUGACCCUGAAACAGGAAAAAGACUCCAGACAGUGAAGCUGCCUGUUGACAAGACAACUUCUUGCUGUUUUGGUGGAAAUGAUUAUUCAGAAAUGUAUGUGACUUCUGCUUGCCAAGGAAUGGAUGACAAGUGGCUUUCCAGACAACCACAGGCUGGUGGCAUUUUCAAGGUAACUGGACUGGGGGUGAAAGGAAUCCCUCCAUAUUCAUAUGCAGGUUAAAUGUUUACACUCUUCAGAAUAAGCUAAGAAAGCCAUCAAAAACAGGAACAAUUUAAAUUCAAGAAGUGCUUCAUCUGGAAUGUUUUCUUGCAUUUGGAACUAUGUCCCUGUGGUGGACUCUUAGCAGAAACAGAUUAAAAAAACAACUUUUGAAAUACACUGGAUUUUAUAAAGCUCUCUUUUUAUAUUUCUUUAGAUUUUUAUAACUCUGUAUAUAAUUUUCUAUUGCACUAAAAUCAUUCUCAGCAUAAUGAUUUUAUAUAGGAAUGGAAUGGUGGUACUGUUUUGCUUUGAACACCUUUUCUUAUUGUUUACCUCCCAUCUCAUUUGUAAUUGCAAUGUUUGGUGUACUGAUUUACUGAAACUUGUUUUCCUUGUCUCAGGCGUGCUUUCAAAGCUUCUCACAACAUAUCCAUUGUCAUUUUAGCUUUAAUGGAAACUCUUAACAAGUAAAUCAAUAAUACUCAUUGUCUGGAUUUUUUACCUUUUUCUUGCAUUUUAAGAGUGCUCCUAAAUAGUAUAAUCAGAGUUAGUUUAGGCCCAUGCCUUCAGUAACACUCAUCCUUUCUUUCCUCCUGCAUGUCAUUCUUGCUCAUUUUUUGUUUGUCACAUCUAAUAGACAAUACCUUUUGAACCACUGCCCAUUUGUGGAAAUUAAACGAUGAUAGAAAAGCA
This is a messenger RNA of Alligator sinensis (Chinese alligator), 1629 nucleotides long. Its product is annotated as regucalcin-like. The transcript has 7 exons. The record is from RefSeq and is a predicted model, not a curated record. The coding region runs from base 55 to 954 and encodes 299 amino acids. Lineage: Eukaryota; Metazoa; Chordata; Crocodylia; Alligatoridae. Gene Ontology annotation, biological process: L-ascorbic acid biosynthetic process. Gene Ontology annotation, molecular function: enzyme regulator activity; calcium ion binding; gluconolactonase activity.